This is a messenger RNA of Botrytis deweyae, 1299 nucleotides long. RefSeq lists its product as uncharacterized. NCBI's taxonomy places the organism in Eukaryota, Fungi, Ascomycota, Leotiomycetes, Helotiales, Sclerotiniaceae. The record is from RefSeq and is a predicted model, not a curated record. The coding region runs from base 1 to 1299 and encodes 432 amino acids. The transcript has a single exon.
AUGAAAAUCGCUGACAUCACAGCCCUAGCCAUGCUGCCCUCCACUGGCUUGGCAGCUUGCGGCACCGCUUACUCGGGCAGUCAGGUCGAUGGUACACUACUCCGUGCUAUCGUGCUUGAUUUGGGCACCGACGCCGCCAACGUCACUGCAACUCAAUACGACCAGUACUUUGAGCAAGGGAGCGCUCUCGAGGGUGUCAAGGCCCUUAUCGCCGCCGGUCAGUUUUAUGUCAACCUGUGGGCUAUCCCAGGAACCGAGGCCAUCUUUCAGAACGCCAGCCAGUGCGUGAGCGACGGCUACCUGAUCAAUCAAGUGCCUUGGUUGUAUUACAACACUACAACCGCGAGUUGGUGGGGUGGUUAUGAGGCUGAGACCGAGGCCGAUAGCUACGACGCCGCCGCCCUUUCCCUCGUCACAAACAUUGUUGCAGGUCUCGAGGUGCGCUUCUGGGAUACCAACGGUGAUGGCUACACUGACCUCAUCGAUGCCGAUUACCUCGAGGGGGUCACCAUCGACACCAUUACGCAAAACGCCAAUGGCACCUAUUCGGUCUACCGCGGUAAUAUCGACGUCGUUAACAAGACUCCCUAUGAAGGUACUAUUUUCGACGCCGACCAUUUCGACGGCAGUGGGACGCCUAUCCCAGCCGCCAACUUCGACACUAGUAUCAAGUCGGGCGACGUCGCUCUCUUCUGGUACGGCCCAAAUGGCUGGGCCAUGAAGCGCGCCCAGGAGAUCCUCGGCAUCUUCAUCGACGGCGCUGACCACACCGAUUACGAUGUCGGCGGCGUCGUCUACGAAGAUGCUAUGCGUUUCUCCCGCGACAACCUACCUAUCUCCAACCGACCUGGUGAAUUCACCGACGCCCAGAAAUUCUUCGGAUUGACCAACGACACGGCCGCGGGUCUUAACGUUAGCCUCUGGCUCGUGCCCGUCACCAAUGCCUCGGACUUUGGAGGUCCCGUUGGUAUGACGAGUGCCGGCAACUCAGGCGCGUUCCUUACCCGGGCCAUUGCCCAGGCUCAAGCCCAGCUAGCCAAUGCGACUAUCAGUACCGACGGCUCAGACGUUUCCUCUACCAAGCAAUGGGUCACCCAAGACGUCUAUACCCAGCUUGAUGAUGCCAUCACACGUGCCAACUCGGCGCUUUCUUCUGCUAACAGCUCGGCCGUCCUACUUGACUACCAGACAUACCUAUUAUACCUGAACCUGUAUGGCGGUGCUGACGAUAUUGGCGCCGUAUUUGCCGGCUUCAACUACACUGGUUUUGAGAGCGAGGAGCAGUUCGGUUCGGCUUAA